AUGUCAUUAUUACAUGCUAAACAUGAAAGAUUCUUCAACAGGUGUUUAACUGCACUACCUUCAAGUGCAGCAUCAGAAGAUUCAAACAAAUUAGCUAUCAUAUUCUUUUGUCUACAGGGAUUGCAACUUUUGAAAAAGCUACAGUUUACAAAAGAGGAGUGCCAAUUCCAUAAAGAGUACUUAUGGAAGCUGUUUUAUAUUGAAAAAGAUUCAUAUUCGACGUUCCGAUCCACACCGUAUUUCAGUCAUGCUGGCGAAGAUUACGAUUACGGUAGCAUAUCUGCAUGCUUUUUUGCAUUGGCGAGUUUAAUUACUCUAAAAUCAGACUUGAAACAAUUGAAUAAGUCAAAAUUGAUGAGAUAUUUGAUAAAAUGCCAAGUUGAUGCAGGGCCCGAUAAGGGAGGGUUUGUACCAUUUUACAAUGAAUAUGGAUUUGGUGAACCAGAUUUGCGACAAUGUUACAUGGCUUUACUAGUACGACAAUUGCUCAUCUGUCAUGAAGAUAUGAAAGAGGACAUUGAUUUGAAGUCGCUAAAGGAGUUCAUCCUAGGUAGGUUGAAUGGCAAUGGUGGAUUCAGUUCUCGGUUAAUGGACGAAGCGCAUCUUGGGUUUACGUUUUGCGCAAUCGCAUCUCUCAAACUUCUCAAUUUCCCCAUCGAGGAUCUCAAAACUACUCAAAACUGGCUUCUUCAUAGACAAAUUGAUUAUCCUGAGCUGCUUUAUUCAGAUAUCAACUACGGAUACUUCCAAAAACUGGAUAUUGGUGCCUUCAACGGAAGAGAAAACAAACUCGGUGAUACUUGCUAUUCUUGGUGGUCCACAGGUAGCUUAUACUUGAUGGAUUCAUCAAAUCUAUCACUAUUGAACAUAUCACAAGCGGAAAAGUUUCUUUUAGAUUGUACACAAAAUACAAUCGUGGGUGGAUUCGCUUCACGACCAGAGGCAACGCCAGAUCCUAUGCACUCUUGUUUGGCACUUGCAAGUUUAUCAUUGUGGAAUCACCGCAAGUACAAUUUAGAUGAAAUUGACCCUGUUUUUGUUGUGUCAAGAAAUGUUCUUGACAAAUAUAGGUUAAAUCCGAAAGAGUAA
Lodderomyces parapsilosis is the source of this 1089-nucleotide messenger RNA. It is a transcript of the gene CDC43, whose product is annotated as protein geranylgeranyltransferase type I subunit. Gene Ontology annotation, cellular component: CAAX-protein geranylgeranyltransferase complex. Gene Ontology annotation, biological process: protein geranylgeranylation. Gene Ontology annotation, molecular function: CAAX-protein geranylgeranyltransferase activity. NCBI's taxonomy places the organism in Eukaryota, Fungi, Ascomycota, Pichiomycetes, Serinales, Debaryomycetaceae. The record is from RefSeq and is a predicted model, not a curated record. The transcript has a single exon. Bases 1 to 1089 code for a protein of 362 amino acids.